UUGUGAGUGAAAAAGAGGCAAAUUGUUUCGCACAAAUUUUGGUUCUCAUCGGCGCUGCGCCGAGUGAAAAGCAUGCAGAGAAUGGGAUCGGUUAUGUUAAUAUUGUAAGCCCUAACUUUAGCUACAACGUGAUUUCAAUACAGAGCAACAUGCUGUUGUUGUAAAGGCUUCAUAUUUAAGUGAAAUACAAGCUGACUUUGAUGCUUUGCUUGUGUCCCUGGUGAUCCUACGUCAAGAUGUUGGUUCCCAUCUUCACCCUGAAGCUCAACCACAAGAUCAACCCUCGUAUGGUGACACUCGGCAAGUAUGACGGCAAACAUCCAAAUCUCACAGCAGCCACCACCGCUGGAAAGGUUUUUGUCCACAACCCCCACACCCGUAUGGCCAACGCCAGCGGCCGAGCCAUCGAAGCCAGUGUCGACUCGGACGUCAGCUUGCUCAGCAUCAACCAGCAGGUCAGCGCGGUGUGCGCGGGGUCACUAGACUCCCUCGGGGUCAAUGAUGUCCUGAUGGUGGGGACCCAGACCAACCUGCUGGCUUAUGAUGUGCAGAACAACACUGACGUCUUCUACAAAGAUGCACCAGAUGGCGUGAAUGCCAUUGCCGUUGGACAGUUAGGUGACAUUGAGACGCCAUUGGCAAUUAUCGGUGGCAACUGCUCACUACAAGGCUAUGACAGUGAGGGAAAUGAUCUGUUUUGGACGGUGACUGGAGACAAUGUCUGCUCCCUGGUUCUCUGCGACGUCACCAAUGACGGGGACAAGGAACUCAUUGUCGGCUCGGAGGAUUUCGACAUCCGUGUCUUCAGAAAGGACGAGAUCAUCUCUGAAAUGACGGAAACGGAGGCAAUCACAGCUCUGUGUUCAAUGGCCAACAACCGCUUUGGCUAUGCCCUGGCCAACGGAACUGUGGGCGUGUACGAAAACAACUCUCGCUACUGGAGAAUUAAGUCCAAGAACCAGGCUGUUAGUAUCCAUAGUUUCGACCUGAAUGGAGACGGGGUACCAGAGCUGAUAACUGGAUGGAGCAAUGGCAAGGUGGACGCCCGUAGUGACCGGACCGGUGAGGUCAUCUUCAAGGACAAUCUGUCCUCGUCUGUGGCCGGAAUCGUGGAAGGAGACUACAGAAUGGAUGGUCACAGUGAACUCAUCUGCUGCUCGGUGGAGGGAGAGGUGCGUGGUUAUCUCCCAGCAUCGCAGGAACAGAAGGGUAACCUGAUGGACACCAACGUGGAGCAGGAAACCAUCCGAGAACUGAGUCAGAGGAAACAGAAUCUCCUACUGGAACUCAAGAACUACGAGGAAAAUGCCAAGGCAGGGCAGGCGGAGCGACCGUCUGGCAUGGGGGAGUUAGACAAGGCCCAGAUGGGUAUCAUACCUGCCAAUACACAGCUACAGACAUCGCUCACGGUCAAUCCUGGGGAUGCUAACAAACCUCCCCACGUGGAGUUAUCAGUCUCCACCACCAAUGACACCAUUGUCAGGUCUGUGCUCAUCUUUGCAGAGGGAAUCUUUGAAGGAGAGAGUCAUGUCGUUCAUCCGAGUGUUCAGAAUCUCAGCAACUGCCUGAAAGUGCAGGUGGUGCCUCCCAAGGACGUUCCCGUUGACUUGCACAUCAAGGCGUUUGUCGGCGGCAAAUCAAGUAAUCAGUACCACGUGUUUGAGCUGACGAGGCAAUUACCGCGAUUCUCCAUGUACCUGCCAUGCCCUGACGACACACCGGAGCCCAAGAGCAGCGUGGCAUUCACAGUCAACGAACGAGUCCAAAGGGUGUUGAUGUGGAUCAACCAGAAUUUCCUGCUGAAUGAGGACAUCACGUGUAAAGGUGACCUGAACAUCGGCUUCAUAUCGCUACGUGGCUCGGGACCGGUGUUCAUCAACAUGCAGGCUAACGGCCAGGUGACAAUCAAGACCGAUGAUCUGGACCUGGCAGGGGACCUGAUUCAAGCCAUCGCCAACUUCCUAGGAAUUGAAGACCUGCAAGUCACCGCCGAUUUCCCCAUGCACAUGGAGGAACUCAAGAACGUGCUACACAAAGUGGAUGAGUUUCACUCAGUGAGGCAGAAGUUGACAGCAGAGAUGGCGGAUCAUUCUAAUCUGAUCCGAAGCCUGGUAGUCAGAGCGGAAGACGCUCGUCUCAUGGGGGACAUGCGGAACAUGCGACGGGGCUACAUGGAGCUGUUUGACCUGAACCGUGACCUGAUCAACGGUUACAAGAUCCGCUGCACCAAUCAUCAGGAGUUACUGAACUGCCUCAAGCUGGUCAACCAGACCAUCCAGAAAGCUGGCCAACUCAGAGUUGGGAAAUUCAAGACCCAAGUGGUGUCGUCCUGCCGGGAAGCCAUCAAGACAAACAACAUCAGCGCUCUCUUUAAGAUCAUCAAGACUGGAGCAUCUUGAAAAUAGAAAUCAGGUAGGCACAAGCUAGAUUGGGCAAAAAGGGAUAAUGCCAUAUCACUUGAAAGGAGGUUCCAUAUUAACUGGAUCGAAGGGUCUUUAUUUAAAAACUCAAUGCCUACAGUACAGCAGUUUUCUCCAACUUUUAAUUUGACAUCCCUUGACACAUGAAGACACUAUGCAAAACUAUGCAUACUAACUAGUGCAUACUAAGUACUAUGUAACCACAUUUUCCCAAACAAGGUUAUUUCGUGACCAAAGAAAGUUUUUUUGAGAGCAUGGCAUAUUUUCUAUGGUAAACGUGAAGUCCAUUUUUUGUUUUAAAUUUGCAGCUUGAUUUGAAAGCUUGGCAGCAAAUGUCAAAACGCGGUGGGAGUCGCAUAAAGCUUUGCGAUCCACCAAGCUAGAAUGUUGCUACAGGUAGAUUGAAAGGAGCCACAGUGGCUAAAACUCGGACACAGUGGAGGCCACGGUACCCGUAACAUUCCAAGCAUGAAUAGAACAAAAUUGUAUAAAUGUAACUAUGUUUUCAAAUAGAAUGUGUACAAAAGUGUUUUAAUUAUUAAGAGAUAUACAUUUUUAUUCUUGAAAGGCAGGUAUAUAGGUCUCUCUCAAAUGACGUCACUUCAUACAGAUUUGCCGCAUGCAUCGGCAUUUUGGGCGUCAAAUUUUCAUGACGUGCAUCUGCUGCGCCAUAUUUGGAAAAAAUUUCGAGCACCAUGCGCGCGUGUUAAGAAACAUUUUGCACACUGUGCGCACACGCACCUGAUGUAAUUUUCCUACGAAGAUGGCGUCCUAUGAGAGAGAUCUAUUUAACUGCAUGUAUUAUUGUCGCAAGCUGGAGUCAUGGAUUAUUUUUGUUUUGUCAGACUCAAGUCUGUUUGAAAAAGCCCACAGGGCUUUUCAGAAUGUGGAAUACCUUGUCUUUAAGUUUGGUUUUAAAUUGUAUUUCGUAUUGUGCCUGCAGUUUAUAUAAUGAGAUAUAUCAAGGCUCAGAGUGUGUGCAUUACUUAGAUUGUAUUUGUUGUUCAAUUAGGAUGAGAUGGAUUCUGAUUUUGAUAUUAUGUAAACUUUUGUAGAUAAGGGGGUGGUCCUACUAGGCCAUGGGCCAAAAUCUGUAUCAGGUCUAGAAUUUGAGGUUCGUCUUAACUUUCUGGUGUCAACUUGCAAUAAGUUCAACUUUACUAAUUUGAUAGUGCUGAAUCUGAAUCUGGUUGUUCACAGUUGCCCAAAUUGCACUUUAACCUUGUGAAAAAAAUGUUGUCAUUAUUUUGCCCAUUUUUGGUCAAAAAUAGUAUUUUUGCCAUAACUUCUAUGUUUUAAGUUCAAAUGCUUUCCAGCUUGACACAACAGAUAAAUAGGAAAUCGGCAUGAACAAUAGAAGUCGUUAUUUAACGCGUGACACGGAGCUUAAAUUUGUGAAAGUUUUUUUUGUAGAAUCAAUCAGACAACGCGCGAGGGCAUAUAGGGCGCACAGUCUUCGAAAUACGCGCGCAGUACGCUCUGAGUAGCCAGUCAGCAUCACCGCUUACGUAUUCCCCACGGCCAGGCGUUGAUGGAGGAACGCGUACGCGCCCAUGGAGGCAAGGCUGGUGCGCAAUAGCAGGGAUGCAUCGUGAUCGCCCUCAUGUAGUAUAGUAACAUUGGGGAAACAGUCCCCUUUAUUUCUAAUUUGUGCAAACGAUGUGAUGUGCACAUUGUAAAAUAUCAAUUAACAUGUUCCAAACUGCUUAUAACUGAGAAAUGAAGUUGCCACUAAAAAGUUAAGAUGAGAUUGCACGUUACAGGCUUUGGCCCAUGGCCUAUAACCCUAACUCCCUAGCAUAAUUUACUAGGAACCAUACCCAUCCUGGCAAAUUCCAACACCAUUUGGGAAACUGCACACACAUAUUUCUGACUUUGAUUCUGGAGGUGUGCCAACCCAAUGUAAAAGACUGUCGGUUUAGGGGUACUGUACCCAUCCUGACAGAUUCCAACAAAACAUGCUGCUGGGGUUUGGCGGGUUGAGUUCCGUUAGGGCUAAUGGCUCAGUCCAUUCUUAUUAUAAGUCUCUUCUUAUGACAAUGCAGUUUAUUAUUGACCUCCCGACCCACACGUUCAGAUGUUAUCACUGUAAUUGUUUAUACUGUAUGUGUUUCCUGGUCUUUCAUCAAUCCAGGAUAUUCGUUCGAUAUAUCUCCCCGUCCCUUUUGGGCUUAUCUGGAGUGUGUGUGUAUUUUCAUAUGUUGGUAAGAAAAAUAAACAGGAAACCCAUCCUGUAUUGCACAAAUUUAGAAAGAGAAUUUGCAAACGAAAUAAAAGGAAGCAAGUGAAAAGAAUCUAA
This is a messenger RNA of Patiria miniata (bat star), 4719 nucleotides long. RefSeq names its product Bardet-Biedl syndrome 2 protein homolog (gene bbs2). The coding region runs from base 237 to 2399 and encodes 720 amino acids. The record is from RefSeq and is a predicted model, not a curated record. Gene Ontology annotation, cellular component: membrane; BBSome; motile cilium. The transcript is spliced from 18 exons. Gene Ontology annotation, biological process: non-motile cilium assembly. NCBI's taxonomy places the organism in Eukaryota, Metazoa, Echinodermata, Asteroidea, Valvatida, Asterinidae.